CCAUCAUUUCACCGGCACUAACCCCAUAGUGCAUACAGUCGUCGUACACGCAUCAACAUAGCAGCAGGCGUACAGCUCAGACUAUGCUGUUUUGUUGCGUUUGUGAUCGCGUGUAAAGAGUUUAAAAAACAAUUUUCGUUGUGUGUAUUGUUUUUUUUUUUAAAUUAAAUGUACUAGCAAAUAAUCUUUAAAACCGAAAUUGUGUUGGCUGUGAGCUGAAUUUGCGGUGUGAAGAUCAAUUAUUCUCGUGAUCGCUACGAUCGAAAGAAGUGUUGGUUGGUGUUAGAGAAGCGGUUGAACAUUGCACCAAUACUGAUUCAUACUUGUGAAUGUGACGGUGUGCGUAAGGGUUUUACGGUGUAAGAGAGUUGUUUGUUUACAUUUUCUGACGCUGGUGCUGGAGCAUAUUUACCAACGAAAAACGGCUGAAAAACAUUUCUGCUCGACUCGAUCAUUGCGCGAUCUAUGAUUGUCUCGCUAUACUAUUAAUUACUAAGUUAUUUGUUUUUCUUCCAUCGAUCGGCGGAAAAACACGUCGUGUAAAGCAUUUUGAAUGAAAUACGAAAUCAGUUAUCAUAGUGAUUCCGAGACGAUGGGAAGUCGAGCGCAGUCUGUUAUCUGCGACAAAGUCCUGGCUGGGCUUCCCCAGUUGUUGGAUGAUUUGCAAAAGCUUUCAGAAGAUCAAGAUACGGCCGAUAUUGUAUUUGUGCUAGGAACGGGCGAGGAACGGGUCUACGCACAUCGUAUCAUUCUCAUGGCACGAUGUAAAUCGUUUCAGAAUACAAAACGAGGUGAGAUAUGUCGUAUACCAGGGUGCACUGUGUCUACCUCUGCUCCCGGUACACCAACGCCUAUUAGGUUGCCUCAUAUCGAACCGGACAUUUUUCGUCAGUUUAUCCUCUAUGUUUACACCGCAAAGAUAAUGUUGCAGGAUUCUAAAGUAUUCGAAAUGAUGACGUUAGCCCAGGAUAUGGGGGUAGAGGAGCUAAAGAUCGCAUGUGAGGAUCACGUCAGUAAAACCAUGUCCGUUGCGAAUGCGUGCACAUUUUUAACGGCUGUAAUGGAAAUCAAGGAAAAAGCUUGUGGUGCCAAAUGUGCCGCAUCGUUCCUAGAUAAAUGCAUCACAUACAUAGCUGAGAAUGCUUCGGAGUGCGUCAAAACGAAUGCAUUUCUGAACCUGACUAAAGAAGGAUUGAUUCAAGUAAUCUCGUAUGACAAUCUGGGACUAGAGGAGGAAGACGUUUGGCGUUGUGUGCUGGCCUGGGCGAAGAAUCAAGCCGGAGUGACCCAGCCCACUGCUCACUGGACGGAGGAGGAAAGGCAACGCGUGUGCCAAUAUUUAGCACCGGUUAUUUCACACGUACGGUUGUUCCUAAUCGACAGUCAGGUGUUUGCUGAAGAGGUGGAACCGACCGGUGCCGUGCCGAUAGAGCUAUCGCUCGAAAGAUAUCGUAGAGCUGCUCUGCACUCCAACAAGUUGCCCACAGCAGCCGCCUCUACAGUGCCCGUGCCGACCGGACCGUUAACAGAAAAUGAUAAACGAUUGCAGCCACGUUUAAUGCUGAAUCUGUUCCAUGGGUCCGCUAUAUUGAAAAACGAUAAAAUCCAUUUCCAAGGUACCCUGAACGGUUGGUUCGGGGCAGCAAAGCAAACGUGGCGUAUGGUGUACCGUGCCUCCACAAACGGAUUCGCCGCAUCCGCAUUCCAUCGUCAUUGUGAUGGAGUAGCACCACUGUUUAUAAUUGCUUUGAGUUCUAAUGGAGCCAUCAGUGGGGGAUUUACGGACGUUGCGUUUGCCAAAACAAACCGGAAAGGAGGAUAUUUACAUUCGGAAAAAGCGUUCCUGUUCGCGCUGAACUACAACAACGAACCACCGACAAAGUUCGAUAUAGUGAAGAAACCGUACGCUAUUUGCUAUCAUCCAGACUGUGGACCUAUAUUCGGGGCUGGAGCCGAUUUAUUAAUCUCAAAUAACUGUAACGUAAAUAUGGAGUCGUAUUCAAAUUUUCCUCAUUCGUAUGACGGUCCUAAUGCGUAUGCAUUUGGACAUUUAUUUGGUGAUUAUAACUUUACUAUAAUUGAUUAUGAAGUAUUCACGGUAGCACCGGCAACUGUUCCGGCAGGAAACAAACUGAAACACGAACGAUAUCCUUGAAAGAUAUAGAGAAAGAGAAAGACUGAAACUGGCAGAGAGAAACAGUGAGAGCGUCUAUAACAUCAGUUAAGAUUUACUUACUUUUACUUCACACUUACGUUCUUACCGUAUGUUGUAUGUUGUAACACACAUAACAGAGAAAGGAUAGCUAAUCUGACUUUCGAUCAUGACACUUACAUCCUUUUAAGUUCUUUUGUAAUAGUUUUAGAAAAUACUUCUAUUUGAUUUAUAAAUUAUUGUUAAAUUCAAUUGAUAGUAACAGAGAGCUAGUUUUUAUAUUCCACAAUUUCAUCAAAUUUUCCUUUACGAGAAUUUGAUUUAAU
Molecule: messenger RNA, 2478 nt
Organism: Anopheles merus
Lineage: Eukaryota; Metazoa; Arthropoda; Insecta; Diptera; Culicidae
Exons: 7
Coding region: 554-2155 (533 amino acids)
Molecular function (GO): protein binding
Source: RefSeq, a predicted model, not a curated record